Messenger RNA from Batrachochytrium dendrobatidis JAM81, 798 nucleotides. Its product is annotated as hexaprenyldihydroxybenzoate methyltransferase. The coding region runs from base 1 to 798 and encodes 265 amino acids. Gene Ontology annotation, biological process: ubiquinone biosynthetic process. The transcript is spliced from 4 exons. Gene Ontology annotation, cellular component: mitochondrion. The record is from RefSeq and is a predicted model, not a curated record. Lineage: Eukaryota; Fungi; Chytridiomycota; Chytridiomycetes; Rhizophydiales. Gene Ontology annotation, molecular function: 2-methoxy-6-polyprenyl-1,4-benzoquinol methyltransferase activity.
AUGCAUACACAACCAACUCCAUCAUCUGCGUCAGUAAACACCGAUGAAAUAAAUAAAUUCAAUCGUACUGCAGCUGAAUGGUGGGAUCCUAAUGGUCAAUAUAAACUUUUGCACAAGAUGAACCCUGUACGAGUCAAAUACGUGAGAGAUAUGCUGGUGGCUCAUAAUGCUGUCACUUCUGAAUCCACUCUAGCGCUUCCAUUUGCUGGCAUGAGGCUGCUAGAUAUAGGCUGCGGAGGUGGUUUUCUUUCCGAGGCUCUAGCUCGAUUAGGUGCACAAGUCGUUGGUGCCGAUGCUUCUGGAGAAAAUAUCAAUGUUGCUACGGCACACUAUGCGUUGGAUAGACUGCUGAAAAAAGGACCUGGAUCUAUCGAUUAUCGCCACACUACUGCAGAAAAGCUUGCUCAGCAAGGCGAGCAGUUUGAUGCAGUCGUGGCGCUUGAAAUUCUUGAGCAUGUAAAUGAUCCAAAAUCCUUUGUACGCACAUGCACGCAGCUAGUCAAGCCCGACGGGUUAAUGUUUUAUUCUACAAUUAAUCGUACCCCAGCAUCGUAUAUAUUCACAAUAUUGCUAGCAGAACAUUUCUUGAAAUGGGUGCCAGUUGGGACCCACUCGCAUGACAAGUAUAUUGCACCAGAAGAGCUUGAGAUGUAUUUACGUGCUGCACAAAGUAGUAUGUUGAAUACUUCUGGAAUUGGAUACAAUUUGCUAACUAAAACAUGGUCGUUGCUUGAUGAAACUCGGCCCUGUGGAUUGGACAUGAACUAUAUCAUGGCAGCACGUAAAUCCAUUCUAUAA